Molecule: messenger RNA, 4963 nt
Organism: Prorocentrum cordatum
Lineage: Eukaryota; Dinophyceae; Prorocentrales; Prorocentraceae
Source: the annotation of a GenBank genome assembly
GCCGUUUGAGCUGAAGCAUACAAGCGGAUCUCGGUGCACUCCGGCAUCGCACGUACACAUCGCCAGACCUCUUGCUCUGAGGCGAGCCGCCGCUCGUUCCAGGAUGCGUUGGGCCAACACACAUCGCAAUCAUGCUUUCCAUAUUCAGUCACGCGGGCUCGCUGCAGCUGAACGCUGACGACAAGAGCGGCGAUGCCGACGGCAAGGGGGCCGAGCGGACCAACGCCUCUACUUUUCCAUUAAUCUCCCCAGUGAUCUACCCCUUCGAUCCGAAUAAUCUCGAAGAUCGCUACAUACUACCAGCCCAGCAGAACAUCGUAGACCUGGGCUACGGAGGAAGCUGUGAGCGCGGGUGGUACGACGUCCAGGGGCAGGGCAUCUGCAACGACUAUUGCAGGUGGGUUGGAAAUUGUGGAUGUGGAGGCAGCUGCUCAAGGUUCGACUGCGCGCUCGCAGGGUCGAGCAGCAUCUACACGGGAAACGACUAUGGGUGGGCGAGAGGGAGCCAAUGCCCGCAUCAGGGUGCUGAGACGAGAGUGCUUACCGUGACUGGGCAAGUCGGUCCAAGCAGCGCUAUGUUGUCCCAGUACAAUAAUGUCCGUGCAGUCCUGCACCGAAGCGAUUUCACUUUGUGGAUUUUCGCUGUCUACCAUGGGGGCUACACCAAGAUGGUUGGUGUAACCAUAGUGAACGGAGUUGAAGCAGGUUCGCGAUCUGCCCGAUAUGUGUCAGGGUAUCACAGCCUGACGCGUGCAUCAAUCAGCAGUCUCUGGGACAGUGGUACUACAAUGGCAUAUUCAUGUGGAGAAGGAUACUGCCUCCACUACGUGCACAUUGACCCGUCGGCAGCAUGGACGCUCACGCAAGCCGUGCGAGUGGGCAACACGAUCCGAAAAAUAUCCAGUGGGUCGGCGUACGAUGCCUCGGCGAGUGCGCACGGCAUUGUAAGCGUAAGCAUCCAGGCUGAAGAGACAUGGGCACACAAACGGGUUGGUCUCACCGCUGAUCUGACAGACAAUUCGAAAUACCCGAAUGGAGCAUAUAUAGGCCUUUUCCCAGCAGGGCGAGUCUACAUACCUGGUAGAGCCGACAGCACAUACACGACGCAUGAUGUGUUCAGGUUUCAGUGGGAGGCGAACAUGAUUGUCGUGUACAAAAACGGUGUGAGGCUCCAUUCUUGGUCGGUGGCAAGCCCCCCAAGGGGUGUGCUGUUGUAUUUCUACGAGUACGGCGCGUCAUUGCAGGUGUUUACUUCGCCGGUGUCCCUUUGGCAGCCAGACAACACGUGGUACGUCGUCGACGGCUCAACGGUGACAAGGAGUGCGGCUUCAUCAUGGCUCUGGAGGACCAUAGCGUUUGGCCCAUGGAUAGAGUCAGGGACUUACACGGCAUCGUUUGCAUAUGUCGCGUCGUCCCAUGGCUGUACUCAAUCGCCAGGCUGCAGUGUAGCAUUCGGUGUCGUAUUCGAAGGGUACGAUCUUGGACAGAGCGGAUGCUACCACAGCAGCGUUGAUGGGUACAAUUGCCAAUCUGGUCGAGGUCUCCAACUUCUAGGCAACAAGUGGGGUCAAAGUAGUUGGCAGGGUUGUUCAAAUCACGGUAUUCAAGUUGGUGAUGUGAUCCGUGUGCAGAUCGACAUGUCCCUCGCAACAAUGACCGUUGCCGUCAACGGUGUAAAUUGCCCACCGUUCCAAUCACUUCCAAGUCAAGUUCGACUAGCGGUAUCCACAGAAAGGGAUGGAGACAUUGUCGCUGCAUUGCUGACAUCAUCGAUCUCCACGACGCCCAGCCCCACGGCCAGCCCUACGGCCAGCCCGACGGCCAGCCCGUCGGCCAGUCCGACGGCCAGCCCGACGGCCAGCCCCACGGCCAGCCCUACGGCCAGCCCGACGGCCAGCCCCACGGCCAACCCAACGCCAAGCCCCACGCCCAACCCGACGCCCAGCCCCACGCCCACUCCGACGCCCAGCCCCACGCCCAACCCGACGCGCUACCCGACGCCCUACCCGACGCCCAACCCGACGCGCUACCCGACGCCCUACCCGACGCCCUACCCGACGCCCAACCCGACGCGCUACCCGACGCCCUACCCGACGCCCUACCCGACGCGCUACCCGACGCCCUACCCGACGCCCUACCCGACGCCCAACCCGACGCGCUACCCGACGCCCUACCCGACGCCCAAACCAACUGCCAGCCCGACAGCCAGCCCAACGGCAAGCCCAACUGCCAGCCCGACGGCCAGCCCGACGGCCAUUCCGACGGCCAGCCCGACCCCCGCCCCGACGGCCCCCCCAGCGGUGUACGGUGAGCUCUCUGCAACGGUGCUCGACCCAGAAGAGUUUGUGGCAAAUUGUGCAAAUAACCCGGAUAUUCAAGCAUCGAUUGCGACCUACCUCGAUGGUGAACUUGGUAGCACCGUCGACCCUCAGGCCAUCAAUGUGUUCUGCAAAUUGGUUGAUGGCAACGUCACCCUUGGGUACGAGGUCGAAGCCAGCUCGUUUGACGAUACUCUUCAAGAUAUAGGAGCAGCUCUAGCAGGCAUUGUAGCGGGGGGUGUUGGGGCUGCGCUGUUGUCGCUUAGCGGUGCGAUGUUUGCAGGUGCAGCACCUGCGCUUGGGGGACUUGGAAGCCUGUUUGGCCAAUUCUUUCAGGGGAAUAGUCCUCCUGCUCCAAGCCCCCCCUCUUAUGCGCCGCGACGGAGACGUUCGACGCCGAGACGGAGACGUUCGACGCCGAGCCCCACGGCCAGCCCAACUGCCAGUCCGACGCGCAACCCAACGCGCAGUCCGACGGCUAGCCCGACGGCCAGCCCGACGGCCAGCCCGACUGCUAGCCCCACGGCCGGCCCAACUGCCAGCCCGACAGCCAGCCCGACGGCCAGCCCCACGGCCAGCCCUACGGCCAGCCCUACGGCCAGCCCAACUGCCAGCCCGACAGCCAGCCCAACGGCAAGCCCAACUGCCAGCCCGACGGCCAGCCCUCCGACGGCCAGCCCGACGGCCAGCCCGACAGCCAGCCCAACUGCUGGCCCGACGCCAAGCCCGACGGUCUGCACAACGGUUCAAGGUGGUUUUGCCCUCACCGUCCCCGACCCCGAAGAAUUUGCAGAGAAUUGUUCCAACGGUACAGACGUGCGAGUUGCUCUAGAAACGUCAAUCGCGACAAUUUUCAAUGGCACCGUCACCCCUGAGGACGUCUCGGUGUUUUGCGUCUUCGGGCAGCGUGUCGACGAGCACCGUACCAGCAACGUCACCAUUCAGUACGACAUCGCCGCGCCUGUCGGACUCGUCGACUCGAUUCGGGACAGCGCAGAAGUGCUUUUGGGCCCCCAGGCUUCCAGUCAGGGCUUGGCCAGUCUCGUCACCAUCAUCAGCGACGAGCUGUCCAGCACUGCGCCUGCCGCGGCCAGCAAUGCCCCCACGGAGGCGUUCGGAGGCUCGGAAGAGAUUGCGGUCGAUCACGCCGGAAAUUGCACAUCAAGCCCUGCAGCGAGCCCCGCGGCUGGCCCCACGGCCAGUCCGACGGCCAGCCCGACGCCCACGCCGACCCCCGCCCCGACGGCCCCCCCGAUGGUCCAGGGCGAGUUCGCUGUGACGGUGCCCGACCCCGAGAAGUUUGCGUCAGAUUGUUCCAGCAGCGCAGACAUGCGGGAGGCUCUUCAAUCAUCGAUCGCGAGUUACAUGAACGGUACCGUAGCCCCUGAAGACGUCGCGGUGUUCUGCAGCAUUGACAGUGGUAGCCGUCUUGACGCCACCGUCGAGUACGAGGCCACGCGCCGCUCGCUGGCCGGCAACGUCACCAUCGACUACCGCAUUGUCGUGCUGGAAGAGACGGCCCAUUCGGUUCAGGACAGCGCGACAGAGCUGUUGAGCUCCCAGGCUUCUGGUCAAGACCUGGCCAGGCUUGCUGCCCUUAUCAGCAGCGCGCUCUCCGCCACUGCGCCCGGCGCGUCCGGCAACGCUCCCCUGCAAGCCAUCGGAGGCCCGGCGGCCCUAGCCGUCAUCUCAACGCAGCCACCGACGCCGCGUCCGACGCCUCUCUCGACGCCGGGCCCCACGGCUUCCCCGGGGCCCGUUCCACCGUUGGCUGUCUCCAGCGGCGCCAUGACUGCCACAGGGGACCCACACCUACGAAACAUCUACGGCGAGCGUUUCGACCUGAGGAGGCCUGGCAAGCACACACUGGUCAACAUUCCAAAGGGGGAGCGCGCUGAGAGAGCCCUGCUUCAUGUAGAGGCUGAAGCGGUGCAAAUGGGUAUGCAGUGCGCAGACUUGUACUUCCGAGAAUUGAACAUGACAGGGGUGUGGGUAGAGGCUACGUGGUCUGGCGGUCUUCACUUUCACGCCCUGGAUGUGAGCUACGGAACAUCGAAGUGGAAACAUGUUGGGAAGGUAGAUGUAAAGGUGGCUCAUGGGCGCACGAGGGAGGGGAUCCAGUACCUGAAUGUUUACAUCAAGCAUCUCGACCGUGCUGGGUUUGCGGUAGGGGGUUUAUUGGGUGAAGAUGAUCAUACGCAGGCGACAAUGGCUUCCCGUGCAUGUGUUCAGCGUCACAGCGUGUCCCUUUUCAGUCGUUGAGUGGGCAGUGCUUGCGCAGCCGCUGAAUGGCAAUUGCGCCUGCGAAAGAGGAUGCAGCCAGACUCUAGGACUUGGAGCUGGGCUCAUGGAUCCUAGGCUUUAAGUCCACCGUAAGCGUGAGACGCGCCAAGCUGCGCAGGCGCUCAUUACCCAGAUGCAUGGGCUCGUUCCACGAUUGUUGAGUGUGGGGGCCGAACGGUCUUACAGAGGACGGAGGAUAGGAGGAGGGAACUGAGCUCGUUCAGUCUACUGGUUGCCCCUUGCCUGCCAGCGUGCCCUGGUCCAACGUGUUCGUCUGGACGUCUCAGGAGCGGUGACUGCUUUUGCCUUUUGCUGGAAGACGCACGAAAAAAAAAAGGUACCUACGAUUCCAGACCGUGCUC